GGACGCGGACGCGACGCGGACGCGGACGGGGCCGGGGAGCGGGCCAGAUUCUUCUGUGACCAUGAAAGAGAGAAAUAAAGAAUGACCCAUGCUUUUUAAACACCUUGUCUUGAGGAUUUAGUCAUGUUGGAAGGUCUUGUAGCCUGGGUUCUCAAUACCUAUCUGGGGAAAUACGUCAGUAACCUGAACACCGACCAGCUCUCAGUUGCACUGCUGAAAGGUGCUGUUGAGUUAGAAAACUUGCCAUUAAAGAAAGAUGCCUUGAAAGAACUGGAAUUACCAUUUGAAGUCAAAGCUGGCUUAAUUGGCAAGGUAACCCUGCAGAUUCCCUUCUAUCGCCCCCAUGUGGACCCUUGGGUGAUAUCCAUCUCCAGCCUUCACUUAAUUGGAGCCCCUGAAAAAAUACAGGAUUUUAAUGAUGAAAAGGAGAAGCUGUUGGAAAGGGAGCGGAAGAAAGCUCUACUUCAAGCCUUGGAGGAAAAAUGGAAGAGCGAGCGCCAGCAGAAGGGGGAAUCCUACUGGUAUUCAGUGACGGCCUCCGUGGUUACCAGGAUCGUGGAGAACAUUGAAUUAAAAAUUCAAGAUGUCCACCUGCGCUUUGAAGAUGGUGUCACCAACCCUUCCCAUCCCUUUGCAUUUGGCAUCUGCAUUAAGAAUGUGUCCAUGCAAAACGCUGUGAACGAGCCUGUACAGAAAUUAAUGCGGAAAAAGCAGUUGGAUGUGGCAGAGUUUAGCAUCUAUUGGGAUGCAGAUUGCACUUUAUUGGGGGACUUGCCCCAGGUAGAGCUACAGGAGGCCAUGGACAAGAGCAUGGAGAGUCGUGGCCAUCACUACAUCCUGGAGCCUGUGUGUGCCUCUGCCCUGUUGAAGAGAAAUUGCUCCAAAGAACCUCUGCGGACCCGGCACACUCCCCGCAUAGAAUGCGACAUUCAGCUGGAGACCAUUCCCCUGAGACUCUCUCAGCUGCAGUACCGGCAGAUCAUGGAGUUUCUCAAAGAGCUGGAGCGGAAGGAGAGGCAGGCGAAGUUCCGGAAAUGGAAACCCAAAGUUGGCGUCUCGGAGAACUGCCGGGAGUGGUGGUAUUUUGCUCUGAAUGCUAACCUGAAUGCCAUCAGAGAGCAGAGGAAGCGAUGUACGUGGGACUUCCUGCUGCACCGGGCCCGGGAUGCUGUGUUUUACACUGACAGAUACUUUAGAAAGUUGAAAGGAGGCUUGCUGUCUGCAGAUGACAAGGAGGAGAUGUGUCGGAUAGAAGAGGAGCAGACCUUUGAGGAGUUGAAGAUCUUGCGCGAACUGGUUCAUGACCUGUUUUACAAGCAAGAAGAGCUGGCAGAGAACAUCCGAGAGCCUCAACUGGAAUCUCCAGUGGAGUCCCCCGGAGACCCGGACGCACGUGGCGGCAGUGGCAUGCUGCAGUAUCUUCAGUCGUGGUUUCCAGGCUGGGGUGGCUGGUAUGGGCAGCAGAGCCCCGAAGGGAAGCCUGUCGAGGGCCUGAGUGCCGAGCCGCAUGAGCAGUGGACUGCUGAGGAGAUCCUGGGCACAGAGGAGUUUUUUGACCCCACGGCGGAUGCCUCUUGUAUGAACACGUACACGAAGCGGGAUCACGUCUUUGCCAAACUGAACCUGCAGUUGCAGCGAGGCACCGUGACGCUGUCGCAGCAAGAGCCAGGAACUCCGCCCGAGGCCGAGAGUGCCUUCAUGCAGCUCGAGUUUUCAGAUGUGAAGCUUUUAGCAGAAGCUCUUCCUCGAAGAAAUUCCUCCUUGCUCUUAGUUCGAUUGGGUGGACUGUUUCUUCGAGACCUGGCCACAGAAGGAACCACGUUUCCUCUUCUGGUCUUCCCUAAUCCACAGAAAGAAGUUGGCCGAGUCUCGCAGUCCUUUGGCCUCCAGACACCACCAGCAGAUAGACGAGACCAGCACCCUGCUGCAGACCCGGAUGACCCAGUGUUUGAGAUGCUGUAUGAGAGAAACCCGGCGCACAGCCACUUCCAGAGGAGACUGAAUGUUAGCACGCGGCCCUUGAACAUCAUCUAUAACCCUCAGGCUAUUAAGAAAGUAGCAGACUUUUUCUACAAGGGAAAGGUUCAUACCUCAGGUUUUGGUUAUCAGUCUGAACUGGAGCUGCGCGUGGCUGAAGCGGCCCGCCGACAGUACAACAAGCUGAAGAUGCAGACCAAGGCAGAAAUCCGGCAGACUCUUGAUCGUCUGCUAGUGGGUGAUUUCAUUGAGGAGAGUAAACGGUGGACUGUGAGACUGGAUAUUUCUGCGCCUCAGGUGAUCUUUCCCGAUGACUUCAAGUUCAAGAAUCCUAUGCUAGUAGUUGUGGAUCUAGGAAGGAUGUUGCUGACCAAUACCCAAGAGGAUUCCAACCGAAAAAGUGGGGAUGGCUCAGCCUCUGAGGAGAACCAGUUUAGUGAUGAGGAAUAUAAGACCCCGCUAGCCACCCCCACGAACACUCCGCCUCCCGAGAGCAGUGACAGCAACGGGGAGAAGACGCCUUCGUUUUCCGGAGUGGAGUUCAGCGAGGAGCAGCUUCAGGCGCAUUUAAUGAGCUCGAAGAUGUACGAGAGAUACUCCCUGUCCUUCCUGGACCUCCAGAUCAUGGUGGGGCACGUGAAGGACAACUGGAAGCACGUGCAGGAUAUCGAUGUGGGGCCCACCCACGUGGUUGAAAAAUUCAAUGUUCACCUCCAGUUAGAACGCCGCUUGAUCUACACCUCUGAUCCCAAGUACCCCGGCGCUGUACUCUCAGGCAACCUGCCAGACUUAAAAAUACACAUCAACGAAGACAAAAUAGCUGCCCUGAAGAACUGCUUUGCUCUUCUGACCACCCCGGAAAUGAGGACUUGCGACACGCAGAUCAAAGAGAAGAUUUUUCCCCAAGAGGCCGACCUGGGGAGUUUGCAGGACUCGGUGAUGAAUCUAACCCAGAGCAUCGUGCUGUUGGAGCAGCACACCCGGGAGGUCCUGGUGGAGUCCCAGCUCCUCCUGGCUGAGUUUAAGGUCAACUGUAUGCAGCUCGGUGUCGAGAGCAAUGGCCGGUAUAUUUCUGUGCUCAAGGUCUUUGGUACCAAUGCGCACUUUGUGAAGAGGCCGUACGAUGCGGAAGUCUCCUUAACCGUCCACGGGCUGCUCCUCGUGGACACCAUGCAGACCUACGGUGCUGACUUUGACCUGCUGAUGGCCUCGCAUAAGAACCUGAGCUUUGAUAUUCCAACAGGAAGCCUCUUGGAUAGCAGGGUCCAGUCUCCCGUGUCGGGGCCCACGGCUUCCCACCUCGAGGAUGCGGCUGCUCUGAACCACCGAUCGGCUGCUACCAACCUUGCCCUGGACACGAUUCUCAGCAAAGAGCAGGAGUCCCUCAUUAAAUUGGAAUAUCAGUUUGUGAGUUCCGAGUGUCCGUCGAUGAACCUGGAUAGCACCCUUCAGGUGAUUUCAUUGCAGGUGAACAAUUUGGACAUUAUCCUCAACCCAGAGACAAUUGUGGAGCUGAUUGGCUUCCUCCAGAAGUCCUUUCCCAAGGAGAAAGAUGACCUGAGCCCGCAGCCCCUAAUGACGGACUUGGAAAGAAGCUUCAGGGAAGAAGGAACUUACCAGUCUACUUAUGAGCAGAACACGGAGGUGGCCGUGGAGAUCCACCGGCUUAACUUGCUGCUUCUCCGGACCGUGGGGCUGGCGAACGGCGAGAAAUACGGCCGCAAAAUCGCCACUGCCAGCAUCGGGGGCACCAAAGUCAACGUCUCUAUGGGCAACACGUUUGACAUGAGCGGCUCCCUUGGCUGCCUGCAGCUCAUGGACCUGACGCAGGAUAAUAUGAAGAACCAGUACGUGGUUAGUAUCGGCAACUCCGUCGGUUAUGAGAACCUCAUCAGCGGCCUCAGCUACUUCGAGUCUGUCCGCAUGGAAGACGCGGCCCUCACCGAAGCGCUGAGCUUCACGCUGGUGGAGAAAUCGAAGCAGGAAUGUUUCCUCAACCUCCGGAUGGCCUCCCUGCAUUACAACCACUCGGCCAAGUUUCUCAAGGAGCUGACCCUGUCCAUGGAUGAGCUCGAGGAAAACUUCCGAAGUAUGCUGAAGAGCGCCGCCACUAAGGUCACCACGGUGCUCGCCACCAAGACGGCGGAGUACAGCGAGAUGGUGUCGCUCUUCGAGACGCCUCGGAAGACGCGGGAGUCCUUCACUUUGGAAGAGAAUGACAUCUAUGGCUUCGACAUGGCCGCCCCUCGCUCGGACACUGUCAAGCUGAUCUUGAACAUCAACAUCGAGUCCCCGGUCGUUUCGAUCCCUCGGAAGCCCGGGAGUCCCGAGUUGCUGGUGGGCCACCUGGGCCAGAUCUUCAUCCAGAAUUUUGUGGCCGGCGAGGAUGAAUCUGGAAGUGACCGCCUGCAGGUGGAAAUCAAAGACAUUAAAUUGUAUUCUUUGAAUUGUACCCAGUUGGCAGGCCGAGAGGGUCCUGGGUCUGAGGUAAACCGGACCUUUUGCCCUCCUUCUGGAUCCGCCAGUGCCAGUAGCCAGGAGGAAGCCCAGUUCACGCGACACGAUUUCUUCGAGUCUUUGCAUCGAGGUCAAGCUUUUCACAUCCUCCACAACACCACCAUUCAGUUUAAACUGGAAAAGAUCCCUACAGAGAGAGAAUCGGAGCUGACGUUCUCCCUUAGUCCAGAUGAUUUGGGAAGUUCUAGCAUCAUGAAAAUCGAAGGAAAAUUUGUCAAUCCAGUUCAGGUGGUGUUAGCAAAGCAUGUCUAUGAGCAGGUUUUGCAGACUUUGGACAAUCUCGUGUAUAGCGAAGAUCUGAAUAAGUUUCCCGUCAGUCCCACUGCCUCCCCCUGCCCUAAUUCUCCUCUGCCUUCCCUCAGUACCGGUGGAGAACCUUCCACUGAAAGGAAGGAGAAUGGACUGUUCAGCCACUCCAGUUUUUCUAACUCUUCUCAAAAGUCCUUGUCUGUGAAGGAAGUCAGAUCCUUUACUCAAGUGCAAGCCAACUUUUGCAUCUCUGAGCUUCAAGUGCAGCUCAGCGGAGACCUGACGUUGGGCGCCCAGGGGCUCGUGAGCUUGAAGUUCCAGGACUUCGAGGUGGAGUUCACGAAAGACCAUCCGCAGACAUUGUCCAUCCAGAUUGCCCUGCGCUCCCUGCUGAUGGAAGACCUGCUGGAGAAGAACCCCGACUCCAAAUACAAGAACCUGAUGGUGUCCCGGGGAGCCCCGAAGCCAUCGAGUUUGGCCCAGAAGGAGUACCUCUCUCAAUCUUGCCCUUCGGUGUCCAACGUGGAGUACCCUGACAUGCCGCGCUCUCUCCCCUCCCACAUGGAGGAGGCGCAGAAUGUUUUCCAGCUGUAUCAGAGACCUACCUCCGCCUCCCGGAAGAAGCAGAAGGAAGUCCAGGACAAGGACUGCCCCUUGACCCCACCGCCGUCUCCAUCAGCAGAGGAGCCCAGGAGGCUUCCUGGAAAGAGUAAAUUUGAUGAUUCCUUGGUCCACAUCAACAUAUUCUUGGUGGACAAGAAGCAUCCAGAGUUCUCGUCGAUUUACAACCGGGUCAACCGGAGCAUCGACGUUGACUUUAACUGCCUGGAUGUGCUGAUCACACUGCAGACCUGGGUAGUGAUACUGGAUUUCUUUGGAAUCGGAUCCACGGCAGACAACCAUGCCAUGAAGGCCCCUGCCGAGGAUGCGCUCCAGAACGUGAGGUCAGAGUCAAGCGCUUUCCAGGAAUCGGAGCUUCAGGAUCCAGUCAACACCAAGCUUGAUGUCAAGGUUCACUCCCUCUCUCUCGUGCUGAAUAAGACCACCAGUGAGCUCGCUAAAGCGAAUGUGUCCAAAUUAGUGGCGCACCUGGAAAUGAUUGAAGGAGACGUGGCCUCGCAGGGCAGCAUCGGCAGCCUGUCCCUGAGCGACCUGACGCCCCAUGGAGAGCUGUACCGGGAGCGCUUCACCACCAGCGGGGAGGAGGCGCUCAUCUUCCAGACCUUUCGGUAUGGACGCCCCGACCCUCUGCUCCGGAGAGAGCACGAUGCCCGGGUGAGCCUGCAGAUGGCCUCUGUGCAGUAUGUGCAUACACAGCGCUUCCAGGCCGAGGUGCUGGCCUUCAUCCAGCACUUUACACAGCUGCAGGAUGUGCUGGGGAGGCAGCGAGCGGCCAUUGAGGGGCAGACGGUGAGAGAUCAAGCUCAGCGCUAUUCACGGAUUCUCUUGGAUAUUGAGGCUGGUGCUCCAGUUCUCCUUAUUCCAGAAAGUUCCAGGUCAAAUAAUCUGAUUGUAGCAAAUUUGGGGAAGUUGAAAGUCAAGAACAAGUUUCUCUUUGCUGGCGUUCCUGGAACCUUUUCCUUACAAGAUAAGGAGUCUGUGCCCUCAACUUCUCCAGCGGGGACACCCAGACACAGCACGAGGAAGACGCCAGGCAUGGAGGAGCCAAAGGGGACCCCCACUGAGGGGCUGUUCAUGAUGCCACCUGCUGGGCCGGAUCUAGGCAGCCCAAGGAGCGAGGCUGGGCCCCGUGUCCCCGCUAAGCAACCAGAGCCACCAGCCCUCCUCCCGGUCACUCCCGGCUCCUGCAGUCCAGAAGACCACGUCUGCUUGUUGGAUUGCAUUGUUGUGGAUCUCCAGGACAUGGACAUCUUCGCCGCACAGAGACAUCCGCGCGAGUACUCGAAGGCUUUGGAGGACAGCAGUGGGGAGCUCAUCUUCCCCUCUUAUUUCGUAAGGCAGACUGGAGGAAGCCUCUUAACCGAGCCCUGCCGGCUCAAGCUGCAGGUGGAAAGGAACUUGGACAAAGAAAUCAGCCAUGCUGUGCCAGACAUUUCCAUCCACGGCAAUCUCUCUUCCGUUCACUGCUCCCUGGAUUUGUCCAAAUAUAAGCUGAUCCGUGGCUUAUUAGAGAACAAUCUUGGCGAGCCCAUCGAGGAAUUCAUGCGGCCUUACGAUUUACAGGAUCCGAGAAUCCACACCGUGUUGAGCGGAGAAGUGUACACAUGCAUGUGCUUCCUCAUCGACAUGGUGAACGUGAGCCUGGAGCUGAAGGAUCCCAAAGGAAAAGAAGGCGCUAGCUCCCUGGCUCGAUUUGACUUCAAGAAAUGUAAACUGCUCUAUGAGAGCUUUUCCAACCAAACCAAGUCCAUUAACUUGGUUUCCCAUUCCAUGAUGGCCUUUGAUACCCGCUAUGUUGGACAGAAGACCAGCCCGGGCAUGACAAACGUGUUCACCUGUAUCUUUCAGCCAUCCAAGAAUAGCACUUCCUCCCAGGGCUCCAUUCAGAUCGAGCUGCAUUUCAGAUCUACAAAGGACUCCUCGUGUUUUACAGUCGUUCUCAAUAAUCUUCGUGUGUUUCUCAUAUUUGACUGGCUACUGCUAGUUCACGACUUUCUCCACACGCCCAGUGAUAUAAAGAAGCAAACCACCGAUCCUCCCUCUCGCCACCGUCAUUCUAGCAGCGAGUCUGCUGUUGUUCCCAAAACAGUCAAAAGUGGAGUGGUCACGAAGAGGUCUUCCCACCCUGUGUCCACUGAGAGGCACCUGGAGGUCAAGGUCAAUGUCACAGGCACAGAGUUCGUGGUUGUGGAAGAUGUGUCGUGCCUGGACACCAAUGCCAUCAUUCUCAAAGGCACCACCGUGCUCACCUAUAAACCCCGCUUUGUUGAUCGCCCCUUUUCAGGAAGUUUGUUCGGCAUUGAGGUGUUUUCAUGCCGACUCGGGAAUGAACAGGACACGGCUCUUUCCAUAGUUGACCCGGUGCAGAUUCAGGUGGAGCUGGUAGGAAAUUCUUCCUACCAGAGCAGUUCGGGAUUGAUGGAUGCGUUCAACAGUGAAGAUUUCCCACCUAUACUAGAGAUUCAGUUACAAGCCUUGGAUAUCAGACUCUCCUACAAUGAUGUUCAACUGUUUCUUGCCAUCGCUAAAUCCAUCCCAGAGCAAGCUAGUGCUGCAGUGCCUGACCCAGUGGCCCCGGAAGCCACCUCAGGGAGCAGUUACCUUCCCGGUGUGUCUCGAGUGGCAGAGGAAGGAGGAACAAGACACAACUUGGAUCCUGUUUUGGAGUUACAACUGGCAAGACUGCAGGAGCUGGGAUUCAGCUUGGAAGACUGUCGAAAAGCCCUCUUAGUGUGCCAAGGCCAGCUGAAGAAGGCAGCCAGCUGGCUGUUUAAGAAUGCUGAACCACGGAAAUCGCCAGCCCGAGUGGCUCCAAACAGAGAGAGUCCUGGGUCGCUGCCGGCGCAACUGAUCUCGGGAGUGGAGGUCCGAGCCGAGAGCGUGUGCCUCUGCUUCAUCGACGACUGCAUGGACUGCGACGUGCCUCUGGCCGAGCUCACCUUCUCCCGCCUGAAUUUCCUUCAGCGCGUGAGGACUCGUCCUGAAGGCUACGCCCACUUCACCCUCUCAGGAGAUUAUUAUAACCGUGCUCUGUCAGGCUGGGAACCAUUUAUUGAGCCAUGGCCCUGUUCGGUGUCUUGGCAGCAACAAUCAGCCAGUCGUCUCCACCCCCCUCGGCUGAAGCUGGAAGCCAAGGCCAAGUUCCGCUUGGAUAUCAAUAUCACGUCUGUCCUGAUCGACCAAUACAUAAGUACCAAGGAGUCGUGGAUGGCAGAUUACUGUCAACAGGACCAGGAAAUCGAAUCGGCCACAUCAGAAGAUUGGAUGGGCUCAUCGGUGGAUCCUCCAUGCUUUGGCCAAAGCCUCCCCCUUGUCUACCUUAGAACUAGGAGUACAGCCAGUCUGACUAACCUAGAGCACCAGAUCUAUGCUAGAGCAGAGGUGAAAGCACCUAAGCGCCGGCAGCCUUUUGUGCCUUUUGCUCUGAGAAAUCACACCGGCUGCACCCUGUGGUUUGCCACCCUGACCACCACACCCACCAGAGCUGCAUUGUCUCACAGCGGGAGUCCAGGGCUGGUUCCAGAAGGCAAUGGAACGUUCCUCGAUGAUGCUCACAAUGUGAGUGAGUGGCGGGAAGUCCUCACCGGGGAAGAGAUUCCCUUUGAAUUUGAAGCAAGAGGAAAGCUGAGACACAGACACACCCAUGACCUUCGGAUCCAUCAGUUGCAAGUGCGUGUCAGUGGCUGGGAGCAAGUGAGCCCCGUGUCUGUGGAUAAAGUCGGCACCUUUUUCCGUUAUGCGGCACCAGAUAAGAAUUCAUCUUGCUCCACGAUUGGCAGCCCAAGCAGCAGAACAAAUAUUAUUCAUCCUCAAGUUUAUUUUUCAUCCCUACCUCCCGUCCGUGUGGUCUUUGCUGUGACCAUGGAGGGCAGUGCCCGGAAGGUGAUCACCGUGCGCUCAGCCCUCAUUGUGAAGAACAGUCUGGAGACGCCCAUGGAGCUCCGACUGGACAGCCCUUCGGCGCCAGACAAGCCCGUGGUGCUGCCCGCCAUCAUGCCAGGCCACUCCUUUGCUGUGCCGCUGCACCUCACCUCUUGGCGGCUGCAGGCCCGGCCCAAAGGGUUGGGUGUGUUCUUCUGUAAGGCUCCUAUUCACUGGACCAACGUCGUGAAGACCGCAGAGGUGAGCAGUAGCAAGCGAGAGUGCCACUCCAUGGACACGGAGAAGAGCCGCUUCUUCAGGUUUUGUGUGGCCAUAAAAAAAGAGAAUUAUCCAGAUUACAUGCCAUCCAACAUAUUUUCUGAUAGCGCAAAACAGAUCUUCAGACAGCCGGGGCAUACCAUCUAUCUCCUGCCUACUGUGGUCAUCUGCAACUUGCUGCCUUGUGAGCUGGACUUCUAUGUGAAAGGCAUGCCAAUUAACGGGACCCUGAAACCUGGCAAGGAGGUGGCCCUCCACACUGCUGACACUUCCCAGAACAUCGAACUAGGUGUGUCUCUGGAGAACUUCCCACUCUGUAAAGAAUUGCUUAUUCCGCCUGGAACCCAAAACUACAUGGUCAGAAUGCGACUCUACGACACCCACCGGCGGCAGCUGAACCUCACCAUCCGAAUUGUGUGUCGAGCAGAAGGCUCCUUAAAGAUCUUCAUUUCUGCUCCAUAUUGGCUGAUUAACAAGACAGGGUUGCCCCUGAUCUUCAGACAGGACAAUGCAAAGACAGAUGCCGCAGGCCAGUUUGAGGAACAUGAGCUGGCCCGGAGCCUGAGUCCGCUCUUGUUCUGCUACGCCGACAAAGAGCAGCCAAACCUGUGCACGAUGAGAAUCGGAAGGGGGAUUCACCCAGAAGGCAUGCCCGGCUGGUGUCAGGGCUUCUCGCUGGAUGGUGGCAGUGGCGUUCGUGCUCUGAAGGUCAUCCAGCAAGGGAACCGACCAGGACUCAUUUAUAACAUUGGUAUUGAUGUCAAGAAAGGCCGCGGGCGCUAUAUUGACACCUGCAUGGUCAUCUUUGCCCCUCGCUACCUGUUAGACAAUCAGUCUUCUCACAAGCUUGCAUUCGCACAGAGGGAAUUUGCUAGAGGACAGGGAACAGCCAAUCCUGAGGGCUACAUUUCCACCCUUCCCGGGUCCAGCGUAGUGUUCCACUGGCCUCGCAAUGACUAUGACCAGCUCUUGUGUGUCCGAUUGAUGGAUGUUCCCCAUUGCAUUUGGUCUGGAGGCUUUGAAGUCAACAAGAAUAAUUCCUUCCACAUCAACAUGAGAGAUACCUCAGGCAAGUGUUUCUUUCUUCGAGUGGAGAUUACUCUUCGGGGCGCCACCUAUAGGAUUUCCUUCAGUGACACAGACCAGCUGCCCCCUCCUUUCCGAAUCGACAACUUCUCUAAGGUCCCAGUGGUCUUCAUCCAGCACGGGGUAGCUGAGCCCAGGCUCCGAACCGAAGUGAAGCCCAUGACCUCCUUGGAUUAUGCCUGGGAUGAGCCCACGCUGCCCCCUUUCAUCACGCUGACUGUGAAAGGGGCAGGCUCUUCUGAGCUCAGCUGCAACAUGAACGAUUUCCAGGACAACCGGCAGCUUUAUUAUGAAAACUUCAUUUACAUCGCUGCAACAUACACAUUCUCUGGUUUACAGGAGGUGACCGGAAGGCCUGUGGCUUCCAACAAGCCUGUCACCUGUGCGGAGCUGGUCUUGGAUGUCUCACCAAAGACACAAAGAGUCAUUUUAAAGAAAAAGGAACCAGGGAAGCGCUCGCAGCUGUGGAGGAUGACAGGGACAGGCAUGCUGGCCCAUGAGGGCUCAUCUGUGCCCCAUAAUCCCAGCAAGCCCCUCACUGCCCGUUCUUCCGAGGGCUCGGCCAUCCUGGACAUCGCGGGCCUCGCUGCCGUCACUGACAACAGAUACGAACCACUGAUGCUAAGGAAACCUGACCGCAGGCGAAGCACGACCCAGACCUGGAGUUUCCGAGAAGGAAAACUGACCUGCGGGCUGCACGGACUGGUCGUCCAGGCCAAAGGAGGGCUUUCUGGUCUGUUUGAUGGAGCUGAAGUUGUUCUUGGGCCUGACACUUCCAUGGAACUUUUGGGGCCAGUUCCACCUGAACAGCAGUUUAUUAACCAAAAAAUGAGGCCCGGCUCUGGGAUAUUAUCCAUCCGAGUCAUCCCUGAUGGACCCACGAGAGCACUACAGAUAACAGAUUUCUCCCAGCGGAAAAGUGACCGCUCGUCGUAUGAAGUGGAUGAACUUCCUGUUACUGAGCAAGAGCUGCAGAAAUUAAAAAAUCCAGACACAGAGCAGGAAUUGGAAGUCCUCGUGAAAUUAGAAGGUGGAAUUGGCUUGUCCUUAAUUAAUAAGGUCCCUGAAGAGCUGAUCUUCGCAAGCCUUACAGGAAUCAACGUGCACUACACGCAGCUGGCAACCAGUCACAUGCUGGAGCUCAGCAUCCAGGACAUGCAGGUGGACAAUCAGCUCAUUGGGACCACUCAGCCCUUCAUGCUCUAUGUGACUCCCCUGAGUAACGAGAAUGAGGUCAUUGAGACAGGCCCCGCGGUGCAGGUGAAUGCAGUCAAGUUUCCCAGCAAGAGUGCGCUGACCAACAUCUACAAGCACCUGAUGGUCACGGCUCAGAGAUUCACAGUGCAAAUCGAGGAGAAACUGCUCCUUAAGCUGUUAAGUUUCUUUGGCUAUGAUCAAGCAGAAUCAGAGGUGGAAAAAUAUGAUGAAAACCUCCAUGAAAAAACAGUGGAGCCCGGCGGUACACCAAUCCGGUACUACUUUGAGAAUCUCAAGAUCAGCAUCCCCCAGAUCAAGCUGAGUGUGUUCACCUCCAACAAGCUGCCUCUGGACCUUAAGGCCCUCAAAAGUACCUUAGGCUUUCCACUGAUUCGGUUUGAAGACGCGGUGAUCAAUCUGGACCCCUUCACUCGAGUGCAUCCCUAUGAGACCAAGGAGUUCAUCAUCAACGACAUCCUAAAACACUUCCAGGAGGAGCUCCUCAGCCAGGCAGCUCGGAUCCUGGGCUCAGUCGACUUUCUCGGUAACCCCAUGGGGCUUUUGAACGAUGUUUCUGAAGGGGUGACUGGACUGAUCAAGUAUGGCAAUGUCGGGGGCCUGAUCAGAAACGUUACACACGGAGUGUCCAACUCUGCUGCCAAGUUUGCAGGGACACUGUCGGAUGGCUUAGGAAAGACGAUGGACAACCGACAUCAGUCUGAGCGGGAGUACAUCAGGUACCACGCAGCCACGAGCGGUGAGCACCUGGUGGCCGGCAUCCACGGCCUGGCGCAUGGUAUCAUUGGUGGAUUGACCAGUGUUAUCACCUCUACUGUAGAAGGUGUGAAGACAGAAGGGGGCGUCAGCGGCUUCAUAUCUGGCCUUGGGAAGGGGCUUGUGGGCACCGUAACCAAGCCUGUGGCGGGAGCCCUGGAUUUUGCAUCAGAGACAGCCCAGGCUGUGAGAGAUACCGCCACACUUAGUGGCCCCAGGACUCAAGCACAGAGGGCCCGGAAGCCGCGCUGCUGCAUGGGCCCCCAGGGCCUGCUUCCCCGCUACUCCGAGAGCCAGGCCGAGGGCCAGGAGCAGCUCUUCAGGCUGACAGACAACGCGCAGGAUGAAUACUUCAUCGCCGUGGAGAACACAGACAGCUACUGCGUUCUCAUCUCCUCCAAGGCUGUAUACUUCCUCAAGAGCGGCGACUACGUGGACCGGGAGGCCAUCUUCCUCGAGGUCAAGUACGACGACCUCUACCACUGCCUGGUCUCCAAAGACCACGGGAAGGUGUACGUGCAGGUGACCAAGAAGGCGGGGAGCACCAGCAGUGGGGUGGCCUUCCCUGGCCCCUCCCACCAGAAGCCCAUGGUGCACGUGAAGUCAGAGGUCCUCGCUGUCAAGUUAUCCCAGGAAAUAAACUAUGCAAAGAGCCUUUAUUAUGAACAGCAACUUAUGCUGAGACUCAGCGAGAACCAAGAGCAGUUGGAGCUGGACUCCUGAGAACUCGCAGCUGCGGUGGGGGGGACAUGCCAGCUCCGAAGCGGGUCCUGAUGGGCCUGGCUGCAGCUCGGCAUCAGUUAGAGGCAGAACCAGAGCGAGGUUUGGGGGCCGACAUCGAAGAAGGCGGGAGAGUGAAUUCCUGUGGUGGGGGUGCAGGGGAAACCGUAUUUGUGGGGCAACCAGGCGGGGUCCCACUCGAUGACGGGGAAGUAAUUUUCGGAAGGUAUUGCUUCCAAAGUGAGAAGUCUACUGCGAUGAAUCAGAUGCCAGAGUGCCCUGUAUUUUGUCAACAUGUAUAUAUGUACAACUGUGUGUCUGUAAAUAUCCAGCAGUGUUUCUGGACAGGGCCUGUGAUGUGUAAAGUUCUAUAAAACUAUAUCGGAUCUUCUAUUGCACUAA
Molecule: messenger RNA, 13683 nt
Organism: Suncus etruscus (white-toothed pygmy shrew)
Lineage: Eukaryota; Metazoa; Chordata; Mammalia; Eulipotyphla; Soricidae
Gene: VPS13D
Product: vacuolar protein sorting 13 homolog D
Exons: 70
Coding region: 124-13284 (4386 amino acids)
Biological process (GO): mitochondrion organization; protein retention in Golgi apparatus; protein targeting to vacuole
Cellular component (GO): extrinsic component of membrane
Molecular function (GO): protein binding
Source: RefSeq, a predicted model, not a curated record